This is a messenger RNA of Orcinus orca (killer whale), 2323 nucleotides long. Its product is annotated as keratin, type II microfibrillar, component 5. Gene Ontology annotation, molecular function: structural constituent of skin epidermis. Gene Ontology annotation, biological process: keratinization; intermediate filament organization. The record is from RefSeq and is a predicted model, not a curated record. Lineage: Eukaryota; Metazoa; Chordata; Mammalia; Artiodactyla; Delphinidae. Gene Ontology annotation, cellular component: keratin filament.
AUGACCUGCCGCUCCUACAGGAUCAGCCCAGGAUGUGGGGUCACCAGGACCUUCAGCUCGUGCUCAGCUGUGGCCCCCCAAACUGGCAGCCGCUGCUGCAUCAGCGCUGCCCCUUACCGAGGGGUGUCCUGCUACCGGGGGGUGACGGGCUUCGGCAGCCGCAGUGUCUCAGUCCUGGGCUCCUGUGGGCCCCGCAUAGCGUGGGGCGGCUUCCGCGCCGGCUCCUGCGGCCGCAGCUUCGGGUACCGCUUUGGCGGCGUGUGCGGCCCCAGCCCGCCCUGCAUCACCACCGUGUCGGUCAACGAGAGGCUCCUUGCGCCCCUCAACCUGGAGAUCGACCCCAACGCGCAGUGUGUGAAGCACGAGGAGAAGGAGCAGAUCAAGUGUCUCAACAGCAGGUUCGCUGCCUUCAUCGACAAGGUGCGCUUCCUGGAGCAGCAGAACAAGCUGCUGGAGACCAAGUGGCAGUUCCACCAGAACCUCCAGUGCUGCGAGAGCAACCUGGAGCCCCUGUUCCAGGGCUACAUCCAGACGCUGAGGCGGGAGGCCGAGCGCGUGGAGGCCGAGAGCGGGAGACUGGCCUCGGAGCUCAGCCACGUGCAGGAGGUGCUGGAGGGCUACAAGGAGAAGUAUGAAGAGGAGGGGGCUCUGAGGGCCACAGCAGAGAACGAGUUCAUGGUUCUAAAGAAGGACGUGGACUGCGCCUACCUGCGGAAGUCAGACCUGGAGGCCAACGUGGAGGCUCUGGUGGAGGAGUCUAGCUUCCUGAAGCGCCUCUAUGACGAGGAGCUCCAGGUCCUCCACGCCCACAUCUCAGACACCUCAGUCUUCGUCAAGAUGGACAACAGCCGGGACCUGAACAUGGACUGUUUCGUCGCCGAGAUCAAGGCUCAGUACGAUGAUGUUGCCAGCCACAGCCGGGCCGAGGCUGAGUCCUGGUACCGCAGCAAGUGCGAGGAGAUGAAGGCCACAGUGCUCCGGCACAGGGAGACCCUGCGCCGCACCAAGGAGGAGAUCGGUGAGCUGAACCGCGUGAUCCAGAGGCUGACGGCCGAGGUCGAGAAUGCCAAGUGCCAGCGGGCCAAGCUGGAGGCUGCCGUGCCCAAGGCAGAGCAGCAGGGCGAGGCGGCCCUUAAUGAUGCCCGCUGCAAGCUGGCCGGGCUGGAGGAGGCCCUGCAGAAGGCCAAGCGGGACAUGGCCUGCCUGCUCAAGGAGUACCAGGAGGUGAUGAACUCCAAACUGGGCCUGGACAUCGAGAUCGCCACCUACAGGCGCCUGCUGGAGGGCGAGGAGCACAGGCUGUGCGAAGGUGUGGGCUCUGUGAAUGUCUGCGUCAGCAGCUCCCGCGGUGGAGCCCUGGGGGGCCUCAUGUAUAGCACCACCCCGGGCCGCCAGAUUGCCUCUGGCCCCGUGGCCACUGGGGGCAGCAUCACAGUGAUGGCGCCCGAGUCCUGCGCCCCCCAGCCCCGCGUCUCCAGCUUCCGCUGCGGGAGCAGGUCCGUCCGCUUUCCCUAGAGUCCGAGGCCCCGCCUGCGUCCCCCGGGCACGGAAUGGUGUGUGAAUGGAAAAUGUGUGCUUGCUGCCAGAAUCCUCCACGUGUUCCUCCAAGGGAAAGACCCUCCACUGCUCUCCACCACCUUCUCAUUUUAGGGAGUUGUUUCCUGGUUCUCCAACAGGCUUCCGUUAGAGAGAGUCAUUCCCAGCCCUUUUACUCAAUUCCGAUUUGACUCCUAAAUACCAGUGGCCAAUUUGUAUUAUUCACCAGGCUCUCUGGGGCCCUACCGGUCACCCAGGGCCACUGGACAUUAUGAAAAUUUGGCCUUCUCCUGGCACAAGGAAUAAACCUAACUAUACAGCCUGGUCUCCCACAGCCUGAGAAUCAGAGAGGAAGCAGCACCCCGCCACUUCCAGCAGCUCCCCUCUCCUGGCCGGGAAGGUCUCUGCAGGAAAGAAUUGCCCCUUGGUCAUUUUUGUUUGUGUUUUGCUUGUCUCUCUAACCAACUGCCUUCUUCUGGGUUAACCUGUUCCAGCCAAACUCCUCCUGUGACCUCCCAGUUGAGAGACCCAUUAUGGGGGAAAUUCUUCUGACUUCGGACAGGUCUUGCUAUUCAAUACACCUUUAUACAUUUCAAAGAAAACACCAUGGUUGCUCCAAGGUCACCCCCUGCCGGUGCAGGAGGGAUCUGUCCAGUGCUGAGUGGGUGGGAUGGAGCAGGUGAGGCCACUACCUGGGUCUCCCUCUUGCUAUGACUGUCUCUGGAUGCCUCGCCUUCUGGGUUGUCUCAAGCCUUGUUUCAAUAAAUGCUGCUGCUAUGCAAAGACA